AUGUCAUCAAUUCCAUCAUUCAACGAAAGGGUACAUUAUUAUAAAGAGGCCAUUAAACCAGAUUCAAUUGAUAUAUCAAUUAUUCAACAUUUAGCCGAACAGGGUAUACCAGAAUCACAUGGUUUAAGAUCAUGCUAUUGGAAGAUUUUAUUAAGAUAUUUACCAGUAAACAGAACUAUUUGGGAUUCAUUUUUAGAAAAAAGCAGAAAAAGUUAUCAAGAUUUCAUAAAUGAAUUAAUGAUUGAUCCAUGGAAAAAUCAAACACCACCAUCAAAAGAAGAACUUGAUCAUCCAUUAAGCACACAAACAGAUAGCAAAUGGAAUGAAUAUUGGAAAGAUCAAAAUAUUUUAAUCGACAUUGAAAAAGAUGUUAGGAGAACAUUUCCUUCAAUGCAUUUCUUUAAUUAUCAAGAUGAGGAUGGCAAAUCUAUCCACUAUGAAGCAUUAAGACGUAUUUUAUUUAUCUAUGCCAAAUUAAAUCCAGGUAUUAAAUAUGUUCAAGGUAUGAAUGAAAUUUUAGGUCAUGUUUAUUAUAUUUUUGCAACUGACCCAAACAAAGAGUGGCAAGCCAAUGCAGAGGCAGAUUCUUUUUAUUGUUUUACAAAUUUAAUGAGCGAAAUUCGUGACAACUUUUGUAAAACUUUAGAUAGAUCGGAUGUAGGUAUUAUAAGCAGUAUCAAAAAACUAAAUGGAAUUUUAAAAAAAAAUGAUUUCGAAUUAUGGAAUGAUCUAGAAGAGAAAAAAAUAAAUCCUCAAUUUUAUAGCUUUAGAUGGAUCACCUUAUUAUUAUCCCAAGAAUUUGAAUUACCCGAUGUACUAAGAUUAUGGGAUGCCUUAUUUGCUGACCAAGAUAGAUUUGAUUUAUUAUAUUAUUUUUGUUGUGCUAUGUUAAUAUGUGUAAGAGAUCAAUUAAUAACAUCAACUUUUGCAGAUUCUCUAAAAUUAUUACAAUCAUAUCCAAAUACUAUAGAUUUUCAUACAAUUUAUUCGACAGCGUUAUCAUUAAAAAAUAAAACAUUUAAAUUAAAUAAAGAGAAUGUAUUAGAGUCUGGUCAAUCAUAUGCAAUUAAAUUUUUUAACCCAUUUUCAUUAGGAAACCACUCAACCUCACCAAAUUCAAAUAGUGGUAGAAAUAGCCCAGUUGUAAAUAGUAAUGAAACUCUAAAUAAUGAAAGUAAUAACAAUAACUUUAACAGUACUGCUAGUAAUCUUUUAAAUAAACUUAAAUCAUCAUCAUCUGCAAGUUCGUCACCAGCAUCCCCACCUGUAUUACAAUCAACAAUAAAUCACUCACCAAACAUACAUAAUAAUAACAAUGAUAACAAUAAUAAUAAUAAUAAUAAUAAUAAUAGUAAUAACAAUUCAAAUAGUUCAACCCCUAUAAUUAAAGGAUUCUUUUCAAAAUAUUUUGAAUCUUAA
Dictyostelium purpureum is the source of this 1419-nucleotide messenger RNA. RefSeq lists its product as uncharacterized. Gene Ontology annotation, molecular function: GTPase activator activity. The record is from RefSeq and is a predicted model, not a curated record. NCBI's taxonomy places the organism in Eukaryota, Evosea, Eumycetozoa, Dictyosteliales, Dictyosteliaceae. Bases 1 to 1419 code for a protein of 472 amino acids. Gene Ontology annotation, biological process: intracellular protein transport; activation of GTPase activity. The transcript is spliced from 5 exons.